AUGUGGCGCAAGGGGGCGGCCACCAUGAUACGACUGCGGCAGCCGCUUUGUUAUCAUAACGGCAUGCGUGCAACGGUGAUGGCAACGCGUGCACUCUCGAGCGGUGACGUGCAGGAUGAGGCGACAAGGUGGGCGCGUGGGAUGGAGGACAAGUACGGGCCUGGCGCGUACAAAUUGUUCCGUCCGCUCUACAAGGAUCUUUCGGACGAGAUGCGACGGGAGGUGAACGUGAGGCCGCCGCCCCCGAUGGAUGGUUGGACCACACGUCAUGAUGAGGCGACGAAUCUCGCCGUAUUUGAGCGCGCUGCCGAUGAAACGACGCGAGUGGGCCGUGUUGUUGCGUACAGCCCGAUUGAAAUGGCGAACCCGCCAAAACUUAACGCUUUGCUGUACUUUUUAGACUGGUUCCCUGUGGAGGUGCUGGUGGCACGUAAUGGCGUUAUUUUGCACUUUUCAAUGGCCGUCAACGAGGGUGGGAUGCACAUGCGCAAUGUUCGUGCCUACAAGGAGGAGGAGCAUUUGCUUUCCACCACAGACGACGCGGCGUGGGUGCGUCGUCAUCUCUACUACGAUGGCCCAUGCCUCUGGCACCUUGAGUUGGACGUACAGAACGAACUGUACGAUACCAUGCAAGAUCACGGCAUUACGCUGGAUUGGAUGCGGUGGGCGGCCGGGUGGGUGUACUACCUUGAACACGUGGCAUAUGUGCAGUGGAGUGUUGGUAUGCUGGAGCAGCUUAUUCCGUCGGUGCUACGCGGUCCAGAGGAAGACUUUCUCACGGCGGAAGAGAGGGAAGAACUCAGCAAGCCAACGGAGGAGUGGUUAGAUGAGCAUUAUGCGUAG
Molecule: messenger RNA, 843 nt
Organism: Trypanosoma cruzi
Lineage: Eukaryota; Euglenozoa; Kinetoplastea; Trypanosomatida; Trypanosomatidae
Exons: 1
Coding region: 1-843 (280 amino acids)
Cellular component (GO): mitochondrial matrix
Source: RefSeq, a predicted model, not a curated record